AUGACGGCCGAGGAGCUGCGCGGCGAGAGGCCGUUUCUGUGGAUCUGCAUCAUGACUAUCGCGUCGAGGGUGUCGAGCCAGCAGCUUGCGCUGGGGCAGCGAGUGCGGCAGAUUGUGAGCCAUAAGCUGCUUAUUGAGAAUGAGAGGAGUAUUGAUUACUUGCUCGGGUUGUUGGUGAUCUUGGGAUGGGCGAAUCACCAGCUUGGGAACAAGCCGUUCAUGUGCUUGUUUUGUCAGAUUGCGAUUGGUCUCAUCUUCGACUUGGGAAUGUCCCGUGACCCCUUGGACAACUUGAAUCCUUUUCUUUGCUGGAAGGCUGCUCAGGAGAGGGCUGAUAGGGAGAAGACUGGGGCCGUGGGGCAGACUUUGUACGUCAAGUCGCAGAUGCCGCGGACGAUGGAGCAGCGGAGGGCUGUGGUUGCGUGCUAUCUCAUCUCAUCAGCUGUCGCGAGCUUCUUGGGCAAGAUGGACCCCUUGCGCUGGACACCGCACAUGGACGAGUGUCUGCAGGUUCUUGACGAGCAGCCCGAAUCGCCUUCAGACCGGACCCUCGUCGCGCUGGUCAGAAUGCAGCUACUCAAGGAGGAGGCCGGCAAGCUUUCCGCGGCAUGGCGUCCCGAGAACACGUUCGACAUUGUGGAUGCGCACAAGACGCCGCCUGCCAUGUACGUCAAGCUUCUCCAGAGGCAGCUCCAGCAACACAUCCAGAGCCUGCCGUCAGAGCUCCAAAGCACAGACACAAUCAUCGCCCAACUCCACUGCACAGAACUCUCCAUCCAAGAAAUCGCCCUCUCCAACAAAACAGCCACCUGCGUACCAGCCAACCUCCCCGACGUAGCCCGCCUCGACAUCCUCUACGCCUGCCUGUACGCCGUCAAAGCCUGGUUCGACCACUUCCUCACCCUCCCGCCCGCGGCCUACUACACCACCCCCUUCCUCACCUUCGCCCAGCUCUCCCACUGCACCAUCGCCCUCUACCGCCUCUCGGUGCUCGAAGACCCGGUCUGGGACCGCGCGAGCGUAAGGUCGACGAUUGAUCUCAUUGCGACGCUGGACGAGAUUGGGGACCGGUUUAUGAGGGUUUGCAGCGAGGCUGGGUUGAAUGUCGAUGUGGAGGAGGGGAAUGCGUUUGCGAAAGCUGUGAAGACGAUUAAGGGGCUCAAGGGGACUUGGGAGGCUGCUAUGGCGCCGUUGGCCAAGGUUGAUGCGCCUUCGGCGGCGGGGGUUGAUGGGACGGGGGUGCUUGGGGGUUUGAUGGGUGGUGGUGCUGGGGUUGGGGAGGUUGAGUUGGGGCAGUUUGGGUUGGAUUUGAUGGAUAAUCGGUGGUUUACGGAUAUUUUUACGCCGUUUGAUUUUUAG
Molecule: messenger RNA, 1359 nt
Organism: Colletotrichum phormii
Lineage: Eukaryota; Fungi; Ascomycota; Sordariomycetes; Glomerellales; Glomerellaceae
Product: putative Zn(II)2Cys6 transcription factor
Exons: 4
Coding region: 1-1359 (452 amino acids)
Biological process (GO): regulation of DNA-templated transcription
Cellular component (GO): nucleus
Molecular function (GO): transcription cis-regulatory region binding; DNA-binding transcription factor activity, RNA polymerase II-specific
Source: RefSeq, a predicted model, not a curated record